Dioscorea cayenensis subsp. rotundata (Guinea yam) is the source of this 4704-nucleotide messenger RNA. Its product is annotated as ABC transporter G family member 39-like. Gene Ontology annotation, cellular component: membrane. The record is from RefSeq and is a predicted model, not a curated record. Lineage: Eukaryota; Viridiplantae; Streptophyta; Magnoliopsida; Dioscoreales; Dioscoreaceae. The transcript is spliced from 22 exons. Bases 194 to 4465 code for a protein of 1423 amino acids. Gene Ontology annotation, molecular function: ABC-type transporter activity; ATP hydrolysis activity; ATP binding.
AAACCAUUACCAGAAUGUUCAAACUCUUUCCUUAUAUAACAGUGUUUUUCCUUAGAGAACUUUCAUGGCCAAGUGCCACUGAACUUGAAGCAUAAGUUUUCUUCAAGUUCAGGUUCUUUUUUUUAUUUUUGUUGUUCUAAAGAUAAUUGAGAUAUAUAGAAGAAGAGAUUGGAAAAAAAGUAGUAGAGUUUUGAUGGAGCGAACUGCAAGCAAUUUUGUUUCAAGCUUGCGCCGGAGUGGCUCUGCGUGGGGAAGCCGCACAGCCACGGAGAUAUUUUCCCGGUCUUCAAGGGAGGAAGAUGAUGAAGAAGCUCUGAAAUGGGCUGCACUUGAGAAACUGCCAACUUAUGAUCGGUUGAGGAAAGGUGUGCUCACCGGACUCACUGGUGAGACUGCCGAGAUUGAUAUUGCUAACCUUGGAUUUCAGGAAAGAAAAACUUUGAUUGAGAGGCUUGUUAGAGUUGCUGAAGAAGACAAUGAGAAGUUCUUGAUGAAGCUCAAGAACAGACUUGACCGUGUUGGUAUUGAAAAUCCAACGAUUGAAGUGCGGUUCGAGAACCUUGAGAUCAAGGCAGAAGUUUUUGUGGGCAGCAAUGCUGUUCCAACAGUCAUAAAUUUCUUUGUUAACAAGAUCGAGGCAAUCUUGAACUCUCUUCAUGUUCUUCCAACUAGAAAGAAAAAGAUAACCAUACUUGAUAACAUUAGUGGUAUCGUCAAACCAGGAAGGAUUGCAUUGCUUUUAGGCCCUCCAGGGUCAGGGAAAACAAGCUUACUGCUUGCUCUGGCUGGCAAGCUUGAUCAGAGUCUUAAAGCAUCAGGAAGAGUGACUUAUAAUGGACAUGGGAUGGAUGAGUUUGUCCCACAGAGAACCUCUGCUUAUAUAAGUCAGCAUGACUUGCAUAUUGGAGAGAUGACUGUUAGAGAAACCUUGGCCUUCUCUGCAAGAUGCCAAGGUGUCGGAACUCGUUAUGACAUGUUGAGUGAGCUAGCAAGGAGAGAAAAGGCUGCAGGUAUUAAACCAGAUGCUGAUAUUGAUGUCUACAUGAAGGCUUCUUCACUGGAAGGACAAGAGAGUGUGGUUACUGACUACAUUCUGAAGAUAUUAGGAUUAGACAUAUGUGCUGAUACUAUGGUAGGCGAUGCAAUGUUGAGAGGAAUUUCAGGGGGGCAAAAGAAGAGAGUCACAACAGGGGAGAUGCUUGUUGGUCCUGCGAGGGCUCUGUUUAUGGAUGAGAUAUCGACUGGUCUUGACAGCUCGACAACAUACCAGAUAGUAAAUUGUCUAAGGCAAACCAUUCAUAUCCUCGGCGGCACUGCAUUGAUAGCUCUACUUCAGCCUGCUCCUGAGACUUAUGAUCUCUUUGAUGACAUUUUCCUUAUUUCUGAAGGCCAGAUUGUUUAUCAAGGUCCUCGUGAACAUGUCCUCGAAUUCUUCGAAUACAUGGGGUUUAAAUGUCCUGAGAGAAAAGGUGUUGCAGACUUCCUCCAAGAGGUGACAUCCAAGAAGGAUCAGAGGCAAUACUGGAAUAAGAGUAACGAGCCUUAUCGAUUCAUUACAGUUAAAGAAUUCGCCAAUGCCUUCCACUCCUUCCAUGUUGGUCGUCGUUUGGAAUAUGAACUUAGUGUCCCCUUUGACAAGAGCAAGAACCACCCGGCCGCUUUGACAAAAUCAAGAUACGGUAUCAGCAAGAAAGAGUUACUCAAGGCCUGCUUUGAAAGAGAGUUUCUGCUGAUGAAAAGAAACUCAUUUGUGUACAUCUUCAAACUCUUCCAGCUUUUUGUGCUCGCGCUCAUCUCAAUGACUGUCUUCUUUCGAACAAAGAUGCACCAUGAUACAGCAGAUGAUGGGUCGAUUUACAUGGGUGCACUCUUCGUCGGCCUACUUACUCACUUGUUCAACGGCUUUGCUGAGCUUGCUAUGAGCAUUGCGAAGCUCCCCGUGUUCUACAAACAGAGAGACCUCCUCUUCUUUCCUGCAUGGGCAUAUUCUCUCCCUGCAUGGAUCCUUAAGAUUCCUAUUUCAUUCCUCGAAUGCGGUCUCUGGGUUGGUGUCACUUACUAUGUCAUCGGCUUCGAUCCAAAUGUAGAGAGGAUGCUCAGACAAUUUCUGAUUUACUCACUAGUGAGUCAGAUGGCCUCUGGGCUUUUCAGGUUUCUUGCUGCAGUUGGCAGAGAAAGGGUGGUGGCCAACACAUUCGGUUCUUUUGGGCAGUUGGUGCUCAUUGUUCUUGGUGGCUUUGUUCUUGCACGAAAUGAUAUUAAGAAAUGGUGGAUUUGGGGUUACUGGGCAUCACCCUUGAUGUAUGCUCAGAAUUCAGUAGCAGUGAAUGAAUUUCUCGGCCAUAGUUGGAAAAAGGUGAAUGUCACAACAAAUGGAGUUUCGCAAUAUCUCGGAGUGAAAGUGUUGGAGAAUCGUGGUAUAUUCCCACAAGCAAAAUGGUUUUGGAUUGGAAUUGCUGGAUUAAUUGGAUAUGUUCUUGUUUUCAAUGCUCUAUGUACUCUCGCUCUUGAUUUCCUUGACCCACUUGGAAAAGGCACUGCAAUGGCUGAAGAUGACAAGCCUGAUGAUGGGGAAGGAGAAGGCUCAGAAUUAGCGAGCAGAGAAAACCAAGAGGCUGAAGCUAAUCGGAACAGGGGAAUGGUGCUUCCAUUUGCUCCUCUUUCGCUUACCUUCGAUGAUGUCAAGUACGCCGUGGACAUGCCACAGGAAAUGAAAUCUCAAGGUGUCACAGAAGAUCGGCUUUUGCUGCUUAAAGGUGUCAGUGGAUCAUUCAGGCCAGGAGUGCUCACUGCAUUGAUGGGUGUCAGUGGUGCUGGUAAGACCACUCUAAUGGAUGUCUUGGCUGGAAGGAAAACCGGAGGAUAUAUAGAUGGCAGUGUCACCAUAUCUGGUUAUCCUAAGGUGCAAGAAACAUUUGCUAGAAUUUCUGGAUACUGUGAGCAAAAUGACAUACACUCUCCUUUUGUCACUGUCUAUGAAUCGCUCGUCUACUCUGCCUGGCUCCGUUUACCUUCUGAUGUCGAUAAGAAAACAAGGAUGAUGUUUGUUGAUGAGGUGAUGGAAUUGGUAGAGUUGACACCAUUGAGGAAUGCAUUGGUAGGAUUGCCAGGAGUAAGUGGGUUAUCAACAGAGCAGAGAAAGAGGCUGACAAUUGCUGUUGAGCUUGUUGCUAAUCCAUCUAUUAUAUUCAUGGAUGAGCCUACAUCUGGAUUGGAUGCAAGAGCUGCCGCAAUUGUUAUGAGGACAGUGAGGAACACUGUGGAUACUGGAAGAACGGUUGUUUGUACCAUUCAUCAGCCUAGCAUUGAUAUCUUUGAAGCUUUCGAUGAGUUAUUCCUGAUGAAAAGAGGAGGAGAAGAGAUUUAUGUUGGUCCAUUGGGGCACAAUUCUUGUGAGCUUAUCAAGUACUUUGAGAGUGUAAAUGGAGUCAGUAAGAUUAAGGAUGGGUACAAUCCAGCCACAUGGAUGUUGGAAGUGACUUCAUUAGGCCAAGAAGAUUUCUUGGGGGUAAACUUUGCUGAAAUAUACAAGAACUCGGACCUUUACCGGAGAAACAAAGCUUUGAUCAGUGAGCUGAGUACACCUCCUCCAGGCACUGAAGAUCUCUACUUCCCCACUAAAUACUCGCAAAAUUUUAUGGUUCAAUGCAUUGCUUGCUUUUGGAAACAAUACAAAUCAUACUGGAGAAAUCCAUCUUACACUGCCGUCAGAAUGUUCUUCACAACUAUUACUGCACUCAUGUUUGGCACCAUCUUCUGGAGACUUGGGUCGAAAACAAAAACAAGACAGGAUCUCUUCAAUGCCAUGGGAGCUCUAUAUUCUGCAGUUUUGUUCAUUGGAGUUCAAAAUUCUCAGACUGUACAACCUGCUGUGGAUGUUGAAAGAACUGUAUUUUACAGAGAGAAAGCUGCUGGGAUGUACUCCCCUCUUCCUUAUGCAUUUGCGCAGGUUGCAAUUGAAAUCCCCUACACAUUGGCCCAGACAUUGAUUUAUGGGGUUCUAACUUACAGUAUGAUAAACUUUCAUUGGACUUUCUCAAAGUUCAUGUGGUAUCUCUACAUAAUGUUCUGCACCUUCCUUUACUUCACUUACUAUGGAAUGAUGGCUGUCGCAUUGACACCAAACUCGGACAUUGCUGCGAUUGUUUCCGCUGCUUUCUAUGCCAUCUGGAAUCUCUUUGCAGGCUUUGUGAUCCCUCUCCCGAGAAUACCGAAAUGGUGGAAAUGGUACUUCUGGGCAUGCCCAAUUGCAUGGACAUUGUAUGGCUUAAUAUCCUCUCAAUUUGGGGACAUUGACACACCUAUGGACGACACUGGGAAGACAGUGAAGCAGUUCGUAAGGGAUUAUUUUGGUUACAAGCGUUCUUUUUUAGGAGGAGUUGCUGCUGCAGAGAUUGGAUUCAAUUUGCUCUUUGCCUUCGUCUUUGCAUUAGGAAUUAGGCAGCUCAACUUCCAGAAAAGAUAGUGUGAUCUCUUUUUUUUUUUUUAUCUUUUCCAGAUAAUUAUAAACCAUAUUUUGUACUUAUUCCAGAUGCUAUUACACUUCUGGAUAUUCUUCUUCUUCUUGUUUGUGUAAUAGAAGAGUAGUAGUGUUCUCUGUGUAAUGCAAUCAUAUUCAUCUACGCUCUUAUAUAAUAUUAGUGUGUCAAAUCUUGUAUGUUGACAUGUUCAACUCAAACAAUAAUAUAAUGGUUUGAAAUCUUG